CAAAUAGCAAAACAACAAACUCCGUCACCCAAAACAACUGCUGACUUCUUGUUCUUCUUCAUCUAUCACUUUCUUCACAUUUCCUUUGUUCUUUGAGAAAUAUUAGUCAAAUCAAAAUCUAGUCUGCUUUCCACCCACCCACCACACCCACCUUUUUUUUCCUCCCCGUUGUCCUCGUGCCGCCGGUGUAACAGAGGACAUUCCGCCUUGUUCUCUUCACCACAUGGAAAGAACGCAUCUAAACAAGAAAAAUUAGUCGAUUUUUAAUCCGGGGGCAUUGGGUACGCACUUAAGAUCCAUUACUACGCAUUUCUAAAUGCGUAACUUGAUCCGAUCCGGGCAGGGAAGACAACUUCCUUUAUGGCUCACGAAGCGGGACGUCGAGCAGUAAAGUUUGUGCGGAAGGGACAAUUAGGAGAAGCGGUCGAGUGCCAUUUGAAAGCGGCCAAGAUAUUGCACGACCUCGAAGCCACGUUGGAGAAGGAGUCCGGCUGUAAAAGAAGUGUGGAAGAACAAGCCCAAUUUCACGAGAGGCAGGCACAACUAGCCCAAGUUUUGAGGGAACUGUACGAGAGUAAGAAUUGCAAACGUGAGAAAAUCAUGGCGGACAAGAAUGCUGAACGGAAAAGAAUAUUUCGCCCCUUGACGGAAAAUAGUAGGCCGACCAAUCCCAUGGAUCCUUUGAACCAACAUCCGAGCGAUAUAUUCAGACAAAUUGACGAAGUGGAUUCCCUCCUACAAAUCUUAUCGAACAGCAAAACUCCUACCGUUGUGGGUUAUCGAGACCUUCAAAGGACAGAGAGUGCCGAAGAGGCCGCUCGUGCUCUCGAAUUUACGAUCCGACCCAGAAAUGACGCCGAGGUUAUUGAAGAGCUACAAAUGGUCAAUUCCAAUCUACGCGCAUUAGUGGACAAACUUUUGACAGAGCUGAACGAGUCCAGGGAGGAGAACAAAGAAUUGAGAAGGAAACUGGUCAAGUAUGAAGGAGGAGAGGAAGAAAAUGAUACGACGAGUAAUAGCAGUGCAAAUAAUAAUAAGCGAGGGCGACAGAAUACCACCACCACGACGGCUUUGAUCAAGAAAGAGGAAGAAAUAUUGACAUUAACAAAGGCUGGAGAUGCGAGUCUUGAUUUCCACAUUUCUUUGCAUCGGGAACCCAUCCCAGAAUUAGAUCCUUUAGAAGAUCCAGACUUUAAUGAGGAGGACUUUACACGGAAUUAACCGUGCAGAAGCUCAAACACGAGAAUAACUAUCUUUUUAUGUGCGUAUCUAUCUUUUAGAAAUUAAAACGCGUCUACUUUACGCUUCUAUUUUAACCAGUAUGACUUUCACAAAAAAACGCAAUAAUGUAAUGUUUACAACUAGACUAUUUAUAUGAUUACUAUUAUACAGAUAAAUUUAACCUUGUUUUUCUUUUGUUGGAAACUUGAUCGUAAAGUUUCUUACGGUGUGCUUUCAUAUUAUUGUUGCAUGUUGCAAAUAAACACUUAUUUUACUAUUUGAAUUUAAA
This is a messenger RNA of Folsomia candida, 1510 nucleotides long. Its product is annotated as nuclear receptor-binding factor 2. The coding region runs from base 361 to 1221 and encodes 286 amino acids. Gene Ontology annotation, biological process: autophagy. The transcript is spliced from 5 exons. NCBI's taxonomy places the organism in Eukaryota, Metazoa, Arthropoda, Collembola, Entomobryomorpha, Isotomidae. The record is from RefSeq and is a predicted model, not a curated record.